Molecule: messenger RNA, 1962 nt
Organism: Solea senegalensis (Senegalese sole)
Lineage: Eukaryota; Metazoa; Chordata; Actinopteri; Pleuronectiformes; Soleidae
Product: UDP-glucuronosyltransferase 2C1-like
Exons: 2
Coding region: 31-1662 (543 amino acids)
Molecular function (GO): UDP-glycosyltransferase activity
Source: RefSeq, a predicted model, not a curated record
ACUCCUCCUCUGUGGGUUACAUAGAGCUUUAUGAAGCAUGUUUUAUUUCCUGUGUGGACGAACUCUAGAUGUCUCACUAUGGUGCGGCUGAUCUGUUGCUGCAGUGCCUUGCUCCUGCUCACCCUCGUGCCCGGAGUCUGUCAAGCUGGAAACAUCCUGGUCUUUCCCAUAGAAGGCAGCCACUGGAUAAACAUGGAAAUCAUGCUUCAAGCUUUGCAUGCGAGAGGCCACAAUUUAACUGUUCUGCGAUUGAGCAAAAGCUGGUAUGUCAAGGGUAAUUCUUCUUAUUACAAUACCAUCAAUGUCCAAGUGGAGAAGAGCAUAAAUCAGGAGGUCAUCACAGAUUUUCUGGCCGUAGUACUUGAAUAUGAAAAAGGGACGCUUCCCUGGUUUAACUUUCUCUCCGUCAAUAUAGGAAUGAUUGGCACAUUCAUUGACAUUCACAGAAUAACGAGUGGAUUUGUAUCAGCAAUGAUCGAUGACCAAGGUCUGAUAAGAACCAUAAAGGACAGCAAAUUUGACCUUAUGCUCACUGACCCAGCCUGGGCAAGUGGAGCCAUUUUAGCUAAAUACUUAAACCUUCCUUUGGUUUAUAAUGUCCGCUGGCUGCUUGCUGUAGACGCUCAGUUUGCAAUCGCUCCCUCACCGCUAUCGUAUGUUCCUACUGUAGGAUCUGGCAACACUGAUAAAAUGAACUUUCUUCAAAGAGUUAAAAACAUGCUGAUACAUCUCGUAACCCAAUCACAAACCUAUUUGGUGAGUGAGCUAGCAUAUCAGGAGACAGUUGACAAAUAUCUUGGGCCUGGUAAUAGCUUACACCAGCUAAUACUAAAUGCAGACAUCUGGCUGAUGAGAACUGACUUUAUUUUUGAUUAUCCGCGCCCAACUCUGCCUAAUGUUGUGUACAUGGGGGGGUUUCAAUGUAAACCUGCGAAACCACUCCCUGAACAUCUGGAGGAGUUUGUGCAGAGUUCUGGAGAGCAUGGCUUCAUCAUCAUGUCUCUGGGGACUUUUGUGAGUGAACUUCCUCCUGACAUGACAAGUGAGAUCGCUUCAGCUUUUGCUAAAUUACCACAGAAAGUCAUCUGGAAGCAUAAAGGUACACGACCAGCCACUCUGGGCAACAACACUCUGCUAGUGGACUGGAUGCCACAGAAUGACCUCCUGGGACACCCAAAGAUUAAACUAUUUGUGGCUCAUGGAGGAACGAACGGAGUCCAAGAAGCUUUGUAUCAUGGAGUCCCAGUUGUGGGACUGCCUGUGUUUUUUGACCAGUAUGACAACCUGCUCCGUCUGAGAGACAGAGGUGCAGCUAAGACUCUUACAUUAGCCACAAUGAACAAAGAUAGUUUCCUAGAAGCAAUUGAGGAAGUCCUGAAGGAUCCGUCCUACAGGACGAACAUGCAGAGGCUCUCCAGGCUGCACAGGGAUAAGCCAAUGAAACCGAUGGAUACUGCCAUCUUCUGGAUAGAGUUUGUCAUGAGACACAAAGGUGCACCUCACCUCAGAGCGCAGUCCUACAGACUACCAUGGUAUUCCUACCACUCUGUGGAUGUGUUUUUGUUCCUAUCUGGAGCUGUCCUACUUGUGCUUUUCACUGUUUUCAUCUUGAUGAGGUGUUUGUAUACUGCAGUGCGUAAACCCAAAGUGAAAAAAGAGUAACAAGAAAUUAAAAACAGAUAGACAUGAAAAAAAGGUUGUCAAGGUUUUUGUUUCAUGUUAUAUUCUUGAAUAUACAUAGUUAAGUAACAUGUGUAACUGGUUUUCCCUUUCACCUUUGAGUCUGUGGUUCUGUCACAGAUUUGUUCCUGUUAAAAGGGAGUGUUUUUUUCUCUCCACUGAUGCCUAUAGUGCUUGCUCAUUGUGUGAUUUGUUGGGUUUCUCUGCUCUCGAUGAUGUUGUCUAUGUACAGUGCCUUGAGAUAAUGUGAUUGUGAUUAGGUGCUAUACAAAUAAAAUCAAA